Molecule: messenger RNA, 1100 nt
Organism: Neltuma alba
Lineage: Eukaryota; Viridiplantae; Streptophyta; Magnoliopsida; Fabales; Fabaceae
Product: eukaryotic translation initiation factor 3 subunit I-like
Exons: 9
Coding region: 88-1068 (326 amino acids)
Biological process (GO): cytoplasmic translational initiation
Cellular component (GO): eukaryotic translation initiation factor 3 complex, eIF3m; cytoplasm
Molecular function (GO): protein binding; translation initiation factor activity; RNA binding
Source: RefSeq, a predicted model, not a curated record
ACUCUCCGUCAGCCUUUUGGUCUCUUCCUCUCCAGUCUCCACUGAAGUUUCUCUCGGUGUGUUCAAUAGAAAUAUUUCUCCAGAACCAUGAGGCCGAUUUUGAUGAAAGGCCACGAGAGGCCGCUGACGUUUCUCAAGUACAACAGAGAUGGAGAUCUUCUUUUCUCUUGUGCUAAGGAUCACAAUCCCACCGUCUGGUUUGCUGACAAUGGUGAACGCUUGGGCACUUAUCGUGGACACAAUGGCGCUGUUUGGUGCUGUGAUGUCUCAAGAGAUUCAAUGCGUCUUAUAACUGGAAGUGCGGAUCAGACAGCAAAGCUAUGGAGUGUUCAAACUGGACAGCAGUUGUUCACAUUCAAUUUUGAUUCUCCUGCUAGGUCUGUGGAUUUUGCUGUGGGCGACAAACUUGCUGUUAUUACAACUGAUCCCUUCAUGGAAUUGUCUUCUGCAAUUCAUGUCAAACGCAUCGCUAGAGACGCCAGUGACCAGACUGGCGAGUCUAUACUGAUCAUUAAAGGCCCUCAGGGAAGAAUAAAUAGAGCCAUUUGGGGGCCACUAAACAAAACCAUUAUUAGUGCUGGAGAAGAUGCAGUGAUCCGCAUAUGGGAUUCUGAGACAGGAAAGCUACUUAAGGAGGCAGACAAGGAAUCUGGCCACAAAAAGACAAUAACAUCUCUUGCAAAAUCCGCAGAUGGCUCACAUUUCCUGACUGGCUCCCUUGAUAAAUCGGCUAAGCUUUGGGAUGCCAGAUCGCUGUCUCUUAUCAAGACAUAUGUAACAGAACGCCCAGUCAAUGCGGUGGCCAUGUCGCCUCUUCUUGACCAGGUGGUGCUUGGAGGUGGUCAAGAUGCAUCAGCUGUUACUACUACUGAUCAUCGUGCUGGAAAAUUUGAAGCCAAGUUUUUUGAUAAGAUUCUCCAAGAAGAAAUUGGGGGUGUGAAGGGACAUUUUGGACCAAUUAAUGCACUUGCCUUUAAUCCUGAUGGCAAGAGCUUCUCAAGUGGAGGUGAAGAUGGUUAUGUAAGGUUGCAUCACUUUGACCCAGAUUACUUCAAUAUUAAAAUUUAGGCCUGGAGAGUGUUCUUUUUCUUUUUUUUUUU